Messenger RNA from Salvelinus fontinalis (brook trout), 5497 nucleotides. Its product is annotated as potassium voltage-gated channel subfamily H member 7-like. Gene Ontology annotation, biological process: regulation of heart rate by cardiac conduction; potassium ion transmembrane transport; regulation of ventricular cardiac muscle cell membrane repolarization. The transcript has 15 exons. Lineage: Eukaryota; Metazoa; Chordata; Actinopteri; Salmoniformes; Salmonidae. The record is from RefSeq and is a predicted model, not a curated record. Bases 365 to 4078 code for a protein of 1237 amino acids. Gene Ontology annotation, cellular component: membrane. Gene Ontology annotation, molecular function: inward rectifier potassium channel activity.
AAACCCUUAGGGGGGUAACGUCACUCCCCCUGGCAUAUCAGCCCCUGUCCUCUAUUCUUGUCCACCACAUCGCCACAGAGAACGUCAACAUCGCAUCCAUCUUCAACUAGAAAUGGUUUACAAACUAUAUCUGACCAAAGCAGAAAUCCUCCCCGAUUCCGUACGUAUCGGCAAGGAGUCAUUAAAAUGCUCUGGUAUGCAUGCUGGCUGAAGUAUAUUCUAGUGAAUUUGGGAAAGGUCAUUUAAAGUGCAAGGUGAGUGCGCCGAGAAUGAUUUGUGACAAAGGAAAUAUCGGCAAGAGGCAACAACAGUAACUUCAGGGUCUCAUCGCGAAAGCGCCUUUACACAAGAGCACGGAAUAAUCAUGCCUGUACGAAGAGGUCAUGUUGCGCCACAAAAUACAUUUCUUGGGAUAAUAAUACGGAAAUUCGAGGGACAGAAUAGGAAAUUUGUCAUAGCCAAUGCCCGGGUGCAGAACUGUGCAAUCAUCUACUGUAACGAUGGCUUCUGUGAGAUGACUGGCUACUCCAGACCGGACGUCAUGCAGAAGCCGUGCACCUGUGAAUUCCUCCAUGGCGAGCACACUGACACACAUGCCAUCAGCCAGGUGGACCAGGCUCUGAUGGGCUCAGAGGAGCGCAAGGUGGAAAUCACAUAUCAUCGCAAAGAUGGGACGGACUUCCAGUGCUACACUCACAUAAUCCCGGUGAAGAACGAGGAAGGCGUAGUGAUGUUGUUCAUUCUAAACUUUGAUUACGUCCUUGAGGAGGGAAGCAGCGACUCGACAGAGAAGCUGAAUCACUCAUCCCUGGAAAGAGCUGAUUCCAGAAAGGGACGAUUCUUCCGAUUCCGCCAGGCUGCCUUUAGUCUGGUCUCCAACAAACAGUCUCUUCCACAAGAGGACCCAGAUGCCGUCAUGGUGGACUCCCCCUCCCCCAAACAGAACGAGGACUCUGAGGCUCUGACCAACUUCCAGUCGCCCCCGACCGAAGACAACUGCAGCCCCACCGAUGCCAAUGACACACGGGCCCUCAUCAGCUCCAGCCACCACUCCUCCCAGGCCAGUGUGCAUGGACCCGGACCCCUGGACCACUCCUCUCCCAAGCAGCACCCGUGGGACAGGCUGUACCAGACGGAGGCGCACCAGUCCACCACCUGCCUCGCACACACCAUCUCCAGAGGCAGCAUCAGCGGGAGCAGCAUGAGGCGAGCCUCCUCCGUCCACGACAUAGAAGGCUUCAGCAACUCCAAGAGCAUGUUCAGGAACCGACACGCGAGUGAAGACAAUGGUCGCUAUAUCAGAGGUCCGUUCAAUCAUCUCAAGUCCAGUUUGCUUGGCUCCACCUCUGAAUCCAACAUCAACAAGUACAGCACCAUCAACAAGAUCCCGCUGAUUGCGCUCAACUUCACGGAGCGGAAUAACGAAAAUAAGGCACACUCUCCCCCAUCGUCAGAAAACACUAUCAUAGCACCCAAGGUUAAGGACAGAACGCACAACGUCACUGAGAAAGUCACACAGGUACUGUCACUGGGUGCUGAUGUCCUUCCAGAAUACAAGCUCCAGACUCCACGCAUGGACAGAUUCACCAUCCUCCACUACAGCCCAUUCAAAGCUAUGUGGGACUGGCUCAUCCUGCUGCUGGUCAUCUAUACAGCCAUCCUGACACCCUACUCUGCUGCUUUCCUACUCAAUGACCGCGAGGAGCAAAUGAGGCGCGAGUGUGGAUACUCCUGCAAUCCCCUGAAUGUGGUUGAUUUCAUGGUGGACAUCAUGUUCAUCGUUGACAUCGUUAUCAACUUCCGGACCACAUACGUGAAUCUGAACGAGGAAGUGGUCAGCCAACCAGGGAAGAUCGCCAUUCACUAUUUCAAAGGCUGGUUCCUUAUAGACAUGGUGGCUGCGAUCCCCUUUGACCUGCUUAUCUUCGGUUCAGGAUCAGAUGAAACCACCACUCUGAUUGGCCUAUUGAAGACAGCCCGACUUCUGCGAUUGGUGCGUGUUGCCCGGAAACUGGACCGUUACUCUGAGUACGGAGCGGCUGUACUCAUACUACUUAUGUGCAUCUUUGCACUCAUCGCUCACUGGCUAGCUUGCAUAUGGUACGCCAUUGGCAAUGUGGAGAAGCCUUACCUGGAGCACAACAUUGGUUGGCUCGACAAUCUUGGGGUAUCCAUUGGCAAGAGGUAUAACUUCAGUGACCCUAACUCUGGGCCCUCCAUCAAAGACAAAUACGUCACAGCACUUUACUUCACGUUCAGCAGUCUAACCAGCGUGGGCUUUGGGAAUGUCUCCCCAAAUACCAACUCAGAAAAGAUCUUCUCCAUCUGUGUCAUGCUGAUCGGCUCCCUCAUGUAUGCCAGCAUCUUCGGUAACGUGUCAGCUAUCAUCCAGCGGCUGUACUCGGGCACGGCCAGAUACCACACCCAGAUGCUCCGGGUUCGAGAGUUCAUCCGCUUCCACCAGAUCCCCAACCCGCUAAAGCAGAGACUGGAGGAGUAUUUCCAACACUCCUGGACCUACACCAACGGCAUCGACAUGAACACGGAGGUGUUAAAAGGCUUCCCUGAGUGUCUGCAGGCAGAUAUCUGCCUCCACCUCAACCAGGCUCUGUUGGAGAGCUGCAAGGCCUUCCACGGAGCCACCAAGGGCUGCCUGAGAGCCCUGGCCAUGCGCUUCCAGACCACCCACGCCCCCCCAGGGGACACCCUGGUCCACAGCGGAGACGUCCUAACAGCACUUUACUUCCUGUCUCGGGGCUCCAUAGAGAUCCUGAAAGAUGACAUUGUGGUAGCCAUUCUGGGAAAGAAUGACAUCUUUGGAGAAAUGAUCCAUCUGUACGCCAAACCUGGAAAGUCCAAUGCGGACGUCAGAGCCCUGAGUUACUGUGACCUGCAUACCAUACAGAGAGAUGAUCUCUUAGAGGUGCUUGACAUGUACCCUGAGUUUGCCGAUUUCUUCCUGACAAAUCUGGAGCUGACGUUUAACCUCCGAGAUGAGAAUGGCAAGGCCGCGUAUUCUCACGCUAGUGACUCAGAUCCAGAGGAAGACGUUAAGAGCACAAAGAUCACAAGAAGGAUCUCCUUCACACCACAUCCAACUAAAGGCGAGUUCUGUAUCCAUACUUUGCACGAGCACUUCCUCUUGUCAUUUUUCACUGAGCAGCUCUCUCAGUCCCAGAGGAGUUCAGUGCUUUCUCUCUGUAAUACUAGAGCACGGUGUGUUCCACUGCCUCGUCUUGAUUACAAUUCCACAGGGGGAAGCAACAAGGAAACAGAAAAUUACUCCGGGAGGGAGAGGGAGUCCUACUUGUGCCUAAAGAGAACUUCAGUUGACCUGAAACACUCAGGGAAGGAGGAGCAGAUGUCCAUGGGGUCGGCCAUCCAGGGGUGUCCCUCAGUGAAAGACCUUGCACUGGGGCUCGACUCCAAUCCCCCUGGAGACAUCAUGGAGAGAACUCCCUCUUAUGACGAUAACAUUGAUCUGUGCAAUGACAAAUGGGUCUGCGAGAAGCCCCGAGACUACCUGGAUGAGUCAGCACAAUUGCAGGACCUGAGGGGCGAGGACGGCGAUGCCAGUGAAAUCACAUACGGAGAGGUGGAGCAACGCUUAGAUCAGCUCGAAGAGCACUUGAACAGGCUGGAGUCCCAGAUGACAUCAGAUAUUCAGACCAUCCUGCAGCUCCUGCAGAGGCAGUCCACACUGGGACCUCCUGCCUACAGCACUGUGACUGCUAGUCCAGACUAUCAAAGGCCAGCUGUUAGGGUCCAGCCAAUUGCUGCUUUGACCAGCAGCCAUUGCUUCAGCCAUUCGUCAUCACAAAGUCCUGAACUCAACUUGGAGAGGAGUCAUCAGGAAUCCAAAGACUCGCUGUCAGGCUUGGCUUACAUGGAUGAUUCACCCAUAGAGGACAGCCUUACAGUACUGCUUGUACAAAGACACACACAGAACAAACCUGCAGGGCAUCAGCAUUCCAAAUCUCUCUUUCUUCCUAUUGAGGACUCCUCUCCACUAUCAGACUCAUCUCCCAACACAGGACUCCAUAGGCCAGUCUCAGACCCAGGACCCCCAAGGCCAUAGAGCAAGAUCUCUUAUUUUCAUUUUGCCUGUCUUCUCUGAAGUGUGACUCAGGGUUUAAUUCUCUCUUAAUUGCAUUGCAAUAUGUGAAGUAUCUUGUAGUUUUCCUCCUGAAAUGAUUUGCAUGACAGAUUGUUUUCGUUGCAUGGUAGCUUUGAUUCAGACCUCUGACAGACAAGUGUGAUUUUGGUAGGUUUACAAGGCAGAACACUUAUUUUCACCGUAGUAUGUUUCUUUUUUUUGCACUGCUUAUUUGAACCACAAGUAGCUGUAUGAUAAAGGCAUUGUCCAUAUACUUCAGACUUUGUUUUAGAUUGCAGUUUAUUUUACUAAAUGAUUAUGCAUACAUAGUAUUACAUGUUAUGUAGCACAUGGAGCGAUAUAAUGUUAGCUUAUCAAUAGGCACUGGAAAUAUAGAUGAUAUUGUGCCUAUAACUAAAUCCAAAAAUCAAAUCAGUAGCUUUAUGUAGCCUCACUCUGCUCAUUCUCAACAUAAAAUCAAUCACAUUGUUUUCCAAUGUAUUCUGCUCUCAUAGUAAAUGCACAUGAAAAAAAUCUUAUAGGAAAGACAUGUACAAAUAUGUAAAUGUAUUUUUAUUUAUUAAGGAAUACAUUAAAGGAUGGGGUGCAAUUGAAAUGUUCGUGGUAGCAUAUGUUUGUCCUGAAGCUAUGGGAGCAAUAAAAUGAAACUAAAGCAUUUACUUUUGAAGAACUUCCAAUUGGUUGACCUUUUUUCUAAAGAUUUGGUCCACCAUAUCUUUUCGUGGGGGAAAUGUAUUUUGCACUAAAAGUUGCUUGAAUAUUCAGCAAUGCAAUUAUUUUGUCUCAUGCAUGCAUUUAGCAUCCAUUAUCAGUGGUGUACUGUAGUAUUAACAGCAUGGGAUAGCAAAUGCCCUUGCUCUCUCUUCAAUAUAAAUGAAUGAAGACAAGACAGUAUACUUGCAUGUCCAAAGCACUAAAACGUUCAAGCGGCGGAAGGAUUUAGGUUCCAUGAUUACUGUAUUAUAAUUAUAGAAUGAGUGUGUCACAUUAGUCCAUUUCCAAACAAGAACACAUAUAACAGAGUAGCAGACAGUAAACAUAAAAUCACAAUAUUCCAACUAAUGAAUGUGUAUUUUUACAUUUCCUGAAAUGAGUAGCCUAGGUAUUGCAUGGAAAGUAAAUACGUGGUAAAGUCCUUAGUAAGCUUUUGCAUACAUUUUGCCUGAUUCUCACAAACUAGGGGGAUAGAGAAACAAUUAGUUGGUCUAUUUUUUUUAUUAUGUUUUUGAUGCAUUUUCAACGUGUCAUGCUUUUUACACUCCACUACAAUUAAUUGGAAUGUUUCUGUUCUGAAGUGACUACAGACACAAUGUAUAGAGUACAAUUGAUUUAGCUAAUUACCUUGCCUAUUUCAAGAAAUAAAAAGUAUAUUUAAUACAA